CUGCUGCCUGGCCAGCGAGAGGACCUGAGGACAGCCUGAGGUGAGCAGCUCCCCCGCCAUGAAGACCUUCGUGAUCCUCGUGCUCGCAGCCGUCCUGUGGGCCGACAGAGCUCAGAGUCUGCGAUGCUACCAGUGCAUGAUUACCUCCGAAGACAGCACGUGCCAGGUGGCCACCUGCCCCUUCCCCCAGGGGCUCUGCGUCACCCAGGAUGUGGAGACCGCUCAGGGUUCUGUGAAAGUGAAAAUGAAGAACAAAUUCUGCGCCCUUACCUGUCCCGAAGGGAAUUUAGAGGGGAGCAUCAUGGGUGCCAAUGUCGUCUCCAAGAUUGAUUGUUGCGAUGGGGAUCUGUGCAAUGCGGGGGUCCCGGUGGGCGUCAGCGCCUGGACCCUGGCCGGGGGGCUCCUGCUGGGCCUGGGCCUGGUGCGCCUCUUCUCCCUGCCGUGAGGGCCCCUCUUCUCCCCCCUCAUCUGGCCUCUUCUGCCUCAGAUUGUAAGCCCGGAUUUUCAAACCCACACUUC
This is a messenger RNA of Perognathus longimembris pacificus (Pacific pocket mouse), 519 nucleotides long. RefSeq names its product lymphocyte antigen 6B-like. Gene Ontology annotation, biological process: acetylcholine receptor signaling pathway. Gene Ontology annotation, molecular function: acetylcholine receptor binding; acetylcholine receptor inhibitor activity. NCBI's taxonomy places the organism in Eukaryota, Metazoa, Chordata, Mammalia, Rodentia, Heteromyidae. Gene Ontology annotation, cellular component: plasma membrane. The record is from RefSeq and is a predicted model, not a curated record. Bases 59 to 445 code for a protein of 128 amino acids. The transcript has 4 exons.